UGUCGUUUUUUUUAUUCUGUCUUUGUCAUGAUUGCUGCGCCGAUCAUGAGUCCAAGCGCUUAGCGGCAUGCAGUUAGAUUAUGUGACGUUCGCUUAUGUCUAACGCCUAAAUAACACGUCGAAGUGUAUCGUGCUACAAAUCGUAUCUUUUAAUCGUUCACGGACAUCCUAAUCAAGACCUCCAUUGAUUCGUUAGUACACCUCUUCCAGUGUGAAUCUACGAUUUUUUCUUCAUGGUUGUUGCUCCUUUCCUACAUAGGUACUGACGUGCUACCCCAUCCAAAAACUGUCAAUGAGUCUGACUGGGUAGAUAACAUGAAGUUGUGGCCCCCACUCCAAGAGCACCACAUAACAUAUUAUUUACUGAAGUCUAAAGCCUCUGACCUGGAGGAUGUCCAAGCUCUUAAGAGCCUGGACUCAUACAAUUAUUUAAUUAGUGGCAAAGUGGGGCGGCUUCUUGUCUACCAAACAGACAGUGACACCUGCUUUCUAAAGGGAACGGUUUCACCUUCCCAGGCAGAUGAAUAUCGGACGUACCAGGCGUGGGUGUGCGUGACAAGCGACUGUCGCGUUCUCUGGGGCUCCUGCACCUCCAAGGUUGGCUUAACAAGAGUAUGUAGCCACGUUGGUGCUAUACUAUGGAAAAUAGAAUUUGCAAAUCGGAAAGGUCUCACGGGACAAAGUUGCACGGACAGGAGUGCCAGUUGGAACCAUGGUACCAAAAGAAAUUUCGUACCAUCACAGGUACUAGACAUGGACUUCAGCAUGGCAAAGAACAUCAGGCACGCAUCACCCACAAACAGAAAGGUCUCAGUGCCACGUUACGAGGACCACAAGACGUACGUAAAAGCUAUGAAAGAGAGUGAAAUAGCACCGCUGCUUGACAUCAGAGCCAGUUUGCUGCAUCAGACUGUUUUUGCCAGUUUGCCAUCAAAUGUGCAGACUAGUUGUUGCAGUCAAAGGGACACUGUGCCUGAACAUGGUUCCCAUAAUGAACCAGAGUUGCUUGCGUGUGAGUUGUGCUUUGAAUUCUACAGUCAGUGGGUGAAAAUCGAAGAAUCGUCAAGGCAAAGGCUCAUGAAGUUGACGUGCCAACAGAGUGGUGACCUAUGGCAAGCAAGUCGUAAUCUUCGACUCACAGCAUCAAACCUUUCCAAAGUUCCCCGCAGAAAAGACACUGCGCCGGACAAGUUCAUAAAGUCAUGCCUGUUCAGUACGUUUCGGGGCAACAAGGCAACGAGUCAUGGAAAGAAAUUUGAACCAGUCGCAAGAAAGGCCUUCGAAAAUAGCUAUGGUGUUUGUGUGGAGCUAUGUGGAACAGUGGUGAGUGCAACUCACCCAUUCUUAUCAGCAAGUCCUGAUGGACUGGUGGGCACUGACAGUAUUUUGGAAAUAAAGUGCCCACAUACAGAAGACUGUGUGCAGUUUGUUCACACCUGUAAGUACGAUGUCAGGAGGGACACUGAUGGUAGAUAUUACCUUGCUAAAGAAGGAAAGAAUGGAUACUACAUGCAAGUUCAAUUUGUGAUGUUUUGCUCUGAGAGAUCAAAAUGUUACUUUCAUGUAUGGUCAGCACUGAAUUCUAUUAUAAUUGAGGUGACCUAUGAUGUAGAGUAUGUUGCCAUGCAUAUCACAAGGUUCAGUGAAUUUUACUUUAGGCAUUAUUUGCCCAGGCUUGUUGAUGCUGUACAUUCCAAGAACUUGGCACUCACUGAUGAAUAUAAGGUACUGUGUUCAGAACGGUAAACUCAGAACAGAAUAAACUGCAGGUCACUGGAACACAAUGCUGUCCUUUAUUUCCUAUUAUAACUGCACCUUUGAAGUGG
Messenger RNA from Ornithodoros turicata, 1826 nucleotides. RefSeq lists its product as uncharacterized. The record is from RefSeq and is a predicted model, not a curated record. Lineage: Eukaryota; Metazoa; Arthropoda; Arachnida; Ixodida; Argasidae. The transcript has 2 exons. The coding region runs from base 316 to 1746 and encodes 476 amino acids.